UCUGUAACCAUUGAGAAAAGGAGUCGUUCUCAGCGUGACCUCAUCUCACCCACUCUCAGCCUCCCCUGGUUAUCAAACACCCUCAGUGCCACAACGGUCCAUGAGAAGGAAGCACCAAAAUAAAGAAGGAAGGGGUGAGGGGGUGUAGUGAGGACAGCUGCUGGCAGCUUCUCAGGGAAGAUGGAUGAAAGAAACGGAAGAAUGAUUUUUGUAUUUUUGCUCAUUGGAUGUUCAGGUUUUCUGGCAGAGGGACAAACUCUGCUGGACGUGUGUUCAACCUGCCACACUAACGCCACGUGCGAGGACAAGUCAGACGGCUCGGGCAAAGUUUGCAACUGCAAGUAUGGUUUUGUUGGAAAUGGAAGAACCUUCUGUCAAGACAAAGAUGAGUGCCAGAUAGGAGCCAUUAAGAUCUGUGGGCAGCACACUACAUGCCACAACACCUACGGUAGCUACUACUGCACCUGCUUGGCUGGCUACAGCCCUUCUAACAACAUGGCUGUCUUCAUCCCAAAUGAUGGAACCCACUGCCAAGAUAUCAACGAGUGUGAGAUCACCGGGCUGUGUGGAGCAGGAGGUCAGUGCAGAAAUGUGGAGGGCAGCUUUGACUGUAGCUGUCAGAUGGGAUACCAGGUCCACGGAGGAGCUGAGCCAUUUCACCCACAAAGAGAUGGAGCUUCCUGCAAAAUGGUGGACUGUGGACAGCCGGCUGCAGCCGAGGACACAGUCCUGCUGUCUGUCGCAGGAACCACGUACGGCGGUGUGGCCAUGUACGCCUGCGAUGAAGGCUUUGUGUGGAGGAGAGGAGAGAACAGCUCUGUGUGUGGAGCUGAUGGAUCAUGGAGAGGACCCUCUUUGGUCUGUGAAGAGAUCUUGUGUGGAAAUCCUCCUUUAAUUGACUCCACAGAGCAGGUGUGGAACAAUAAAUCAUCCCCUGGCAGCAUUGUGUUGUAUUUAUGUAAAGAGGGCUUUUAUGACAAAGGAGGACUAAAUGUAUCCAUCUGUAAUCAAAAUGGUCUCUGGACACCUCCAACUUUGUCAUGUCAAGAGAGCUCAUGUGGAGAUCCGCCCGCUGUGCUUAACACUGGGCAGGUGUGGAACGGCAGCUCCACCCCUGGAAGCACAGUGGCGUACUUCUGUAAAACAGGAUUUUAUCAUCACGAGGGUAACAAUGAGUCGAUGUGCACAAAGAACGGUUACUGGACAAAGCCUGGCAUUUUGUGCAAAGAAGUUGACUGUGGAGAGCCUGUAGCCAUCCCUCAUGCAGGCAUGCUGUGGGAUAAGCGCUCCACAGUGGGCUCUCGGGUUGUUUACAUGUGUGACGAUGGAUAUGUGAGCGUUGGAGGGGGCAAUGUUUUGGUUUGUUCUGCCACUGGAGAAUGGGACGAAACCUCUUUGUCCUGUCAAGAAAUCUUUUGCGCAGAACCUCAUUUCAUACAACAUGCUAAAAUGCAAUGGGAAGGUGCGUCCCACGUGGGUAGCGUCGUGUAUUACCAAUGUGAGGAAGGAUAUUUCACCAGAGGCCAAAGAAGCAACUCCGUUUGUGGAGAAAAAGGACUGUGGGAGGAUGUUGAUCUAUGGUGUGAAGAAAUAAACUGCGGUUCCCCCAAAAUUCUCCCCAACACUAACCUCCUGUGGGACCGUACCAGCCGACAUGGCAGCGUUGCGCGGUAUGAGUGUGAGGAUGGAUUUUACCAGCAGAGUGGAAAUAAUUUUUCAAAGUGUUCAUUAUCAGGCGAGUGGGGGGAAGUAUCUAUAAACUGCAAAGCUAAAUGUGGCCCAGUUCCCUCCCUUGCUAACUCUGAAGUAGUGUGGCACAACAGGAGUGUUGUGAUUCAUCGCUGUGAAGCCGGGUUUCACAGCUGGAGGGGCACCAAUGUGUCUCUGUGUAGCAGCUCAGGAGUGUGGCAGGAGGCCACACUCAAAUGCAUUGGUGAGCACUGA
Nematolebias whitei (Rio pearlfish) is the source of this 1944-nucleotide messenger RNA. RefSeq names its product sushi domain containing 1 (gene susd1). Gene Ontology annotation, molecular function: calcium ion binding. The record is from RefSeq and is a predicted model, not a curated record. Bases 181 to 1944 code for a protein of 587 amino acids. The transcript has 11 exons. NCBI's taxonomy places the organism in Eukaryota, Metazoa, Chordata, Actinopteri, Cyprinodontiformes, Rivulidae.